AUGAUGGUAGAUGCUGGCGAGAGGUGGACUGAGUUCUCAUGCUUGCACAGCUCACAUCGGCCGUGUUCUUCGUGCUACAUCAAGGAGACACAUCUGGCAGACCUGGCUCAUAAGUCGGUGGUGCGGAUGGUGGAGCUGCAGAGACGGGUGGUGGAGGCAAUUCAGUUGGCUGACGACAGCAAGGCGGCGCAAUGCUAUUUGGAGAGGUGGAACUUUGCAGCGACCACGCGGGGAAACGUGUUCCUCGCAUGCGCGGCGGACCUUCUCCACGUCCUGGACGGCGGAAUGCUGCCACGCAUGGGCAGAUGCUUCAUGGUUGGGAAGAGCAAGCCGGAGAGGCGUGAGUUCGACGGACUCUCACUGUUCGAUCUCACCUCUGGUGUCUCUCCUGCCCCGCCUGCUGCUGCUGACAGCACUGUUCGCUCACAGGACCACUUCCUCUCAGUUUGCCCCACCAAACUCACCGUUGACCUCCUCGAGGAGCGCCUCCUAGCAGCAGAGAAGAGCAUAGUUGCUGUAAGAGCCUCUCGUGGUGACCAUUGCACCCCUGUCUAUGAGGGGUGUUCUCCCCCCCCCCUCUUGCCCUCUGAUGCCUCUGCUGCUGCGGCCGAUCUCGUUGGUUUUGAGUCGGUCGGCGCUGCGUCUGUCCCUAGCGGGAAGCACCGCACCGGCAAGGGCGCUGAGGGGGGCAGUGGGGGCGGUGGAGGUGGUGGUGGAGGCAGUGGAGGGGGUGGGGGUGGUGGUGAGAGUGGUGGCGGGGGUGGAGGUGUCGGUGGCAGCAGUGGAGGCGGAGGAGGCGGCGGGGGUGGCGGAGGGAGCGGAGGCGGCGGCGGUGGCGGAGGCGGCGGAGGCGGCGAAGGUGGCGGUGGAGCUGGUCGCGGCUCUUCCCAGGGGAGUGGCUCCGGUGGUGGUCCGCGCCAGCAGCAGCAGCGCGGUCGUGAGACCCUAUCCCCUCAGCAACUUCGUGAGUGGUACUCUGUGCGUCAGUAG
Closterium sp. NIES-65 is the source of this 990-nucleotide messenger RNA. NCBI's taxonomy places the organism in Eukaryota, Viridiplantae, Streptophyta, Zygnematophyceae, Desmidiales, Closteriaceae. The record is from the annotation of a GenBank genome assembly.